AUGUCAUUGCGUCGAGUAACAUUAAGCGGACGACUUGCACAAAAUGAGAGUAAAGCGGAGGAAUCAGCAACAAUUAUUAUUGCUAAAGGUCUUUUUGCUGUAGCUAUUGAUGUUGGAAUCGCAUUAGUUAUAGCAUUUUACGCAUUAAAUAUAUUCAUUGGCAAGUUUUUUGUACCAUAUGAACGUGGUUUCUACUGUUACGAGAUACCAUAUAUCAGUAAUCCAUUUCGUCCAAAUACCGUGUCAACGAAACACUUAUUAGCUGUUUCUAUUGCUUCACCAUUUUUCAUCAUCAUAGUGGUAGAAGCCGUAGUAUUUAGGAUAUCUGACGGUCAAAAUAAACUGCGCAAAUAUUUUCACUUCACUACAUCAAUCUACCUCGUAUAUCUUGCUUCAUUUGUUAUCGGGACACUUAUGAUGGAGGUAUUAAAAUGUACAAUCGCUCGGUUAAGGCCGCACUAUUUAAGUGUUUGCCAGCCGAACUGGGAAAAAAUCAAUUGUAGCGAUCCAAAUACUUAUAUCGAAAGUGUCACUUGUUUGGGAACUAAUGUGCAUCGAAUUCGUGUCGGACGUCAAAGUUUUCCAAGUGGCCAUACAUCAGCCGCUGUAUUGCUCUUUUUAUUCCUUUAUUUUUAUCUGAGAGGUAUCGUUAACGCUAUCCAUAACAAAUUAUUACGAAUAAUCCGUUUCACAGUGCUAUUUAUAAGUGGUGCAUGGACAGUGCUGGUGAUGGUAACGCGUAUAACCGAUAAUUGGCACUAUCCAACUGAUGUUUUAGGCGGAAUAAUAUUAGCUUUUUUAUGUGCGUAUAUUUUUAUUCGGAAAAUGCACUAUUCAUUGGUUUACCACAAUCGUUUACUGGAAAAUAUGCAUAAUACAUAA
Molecule: messenger RNA, 882 nt
Organism: Acanthocheilonema viteae
Lineage: Eukaryota; Metazoa; Nematoda; Chromadorea; Rhabditida; Onchocercidae
Source: the annotation of a GenBank genome assembly